GCGGUGGGAACCUUGAUGUAACACUGCAUGUUUCCCCACGAACUCGAAUUUCAGACGGACACACACUUUCUGCUGUGACGUGUGAAGCUGUUGAUGAUGGCUGACGCUAAAGUAGAGGUAUCAUCGGAUACGUCUAAUUUCAUUCAGAGUGGAGGCAAUGCGGCACCUCAACCCAAUAAUCCCCUGUCCAGGAAGCUCAAUAAGAUCCUGGAAACCAGGCUGGACAAUGACAAGGAGAUGCUGGAAGCUUUAAAGGCGCUGUCGGCCUUCUUCGCCGAGAACACGCUUCGGACACGCAGGAACCUCCGCGGCGACAUCGAGAGACGCAGCCUGUCCAUCAAUGAGGAGUUCGUCCGGAUAUUUAAGGAUGUCAAGCAGGAACUUGAGGGUGUGCAGGAGGAUGUUCAGGCCAUGAGCACGUGCUGUGAGGAGAUGACCAACCGGCUUAAGGCGGCCAAGGACCAGACACAGGACCUGAUCGUGAAAACCAAUGAGCUGCAAGCAGAAAAUCACCGGCUGGAGAUUCGAGCGCAGGUCGCCCAGGUGUUCCUUUCCAAAUUCCAGCUGUCGGGGGAGGAGAUGGCUACCCUGCGCGGGGCGCGGGACGGCCCUGUCACGCAGGAGUUCUUCAGGGCUUUGAGGCGGGUGAAGCAAAUCCAUGAGGACGUGAAGAUUUUGCUGCGGACCAACCAGCAGACCGCCGGCUUGGAGAUCAUGGAGCAGAUGGCGGUGUUGCAGGAGACGUCCUACGAGCAGCUGUACCGCUGGGCACAGAAUGAGUGUCGUGGACUGACCCAGGAGACAUGUGACAUCACCCCAGUGCUGAGCCAGGCUAUGGAGGCCUUGCAGGACAGACCCAUCCUUUACAAGUACACACUGGACGAGUUCGGGACAGCCCGGAGAUCUGCGGUGGUCCGGGGGUUUAUCGAUGCCCUCACACGGGGAGGGGCAGGAGGAACACCGCGUCCCAUAGAAAUGCAUUCCCAUGAUCCCCUGAGGUACGUGGGAGACAUGCUGGCAUGGCUUCACCAGGCCACCGCCUCAGAGAGGGAACACCUGGAGGCCCUUCUGAAGCAGGUCACCAUGCCAGGUGUGGAGGAGAACAUGCAGGAAGUGGUGGGCCAUAUCACUGAAGGAGUGUGCAGACCUCUCAAGGUGCGUCUAGAGCAGGUCGUCAUUGCAGAGCCGGGUCCAGUGCUGCUGUAUAAGCUGUCCAACCUGCUUAAGUUCUACCACCACACAAUCAGCGGGAUCAUCGGCACGGCCGUAGCCACACUGCUCAUCACCAUAGAGGAGAUGCACGUCCUCAGCAAGAAGAUGUUCUUCAACAGCCUGAGUCUGCAUGCCAGCCGGCUCAUGGACAAGGUGGAGCUGCCACCCCCGGACCUGGGUCCCACCGGCUCCCUCAACCAGACGCUGUCCCUGCUCAGGGAGGUGCUGGCCUCUCAUGACUCCUCGGUGGUGCCCCUGGAUGCCCGCCAGGCUGACUUUGCCCAGGUGCUGUCCUGCAUCCUGGACCCGCUCUUGCAGCUCUGCACGGUCUCAGCCAGUAACCUGGGACCGGCCGACAUGGCCACCUACAUGGUGAACUCGCUGUACAUGAUGAAGACCUCGCUGGCACUCUUCGAAUUCACCGACAAGCGGCUGGAGAUGCUCGAGUUUCAGAUUGAGGCGCACCUGGACACUCUGAUCAACGAGCAGGCCUCCUACGUGCUCACGCGGGCAGGCCUCAGCUACAUUUACAACUGCGUGCAGCAGCACGGGAAGGAGCAGGGUCCCCUGUCCAGCAUCCCUGGGAUGGAUAGUUCGUCACUGAAGGCAGCUAUGGUGCAGUUUGACCGUUACUUGGCUUCUCCUGACACCCUGCUAAUGCCCCAGCUCAACUUCCUGCUUAGUGCAGCAAUGAAGGAGCAGAUCUUCCGGCAGUCCACAGAGCUGGUCUGCCGGGCCUAUGGCGAUGUGUACGGUGCUGUCACCGACCCAGCUAGCGGCUACAAGGAGCCAGAGAGCGUCUUGCACCGAACCACACAGCAGGUGCAAACCCUGCUUUCCUGAGGAGCCCUGGCGCCCCCUGCUGUCCAUGCCUGUUCCCCUUACAGGUCCACCAGUGGAGAGCUGGCCAAGGCGAAGAACAGCACCUAAGCAUGCUUUAUUUUGUGAAUACAUUGUCUUCGAUCCUGGUGUUGGGCCUUGAUUGGUUCUAAUAAGACUACCGACCUUUCUUCGGAUCUCUGUGGAAUCUGGGAUGACUGAUGCGUGUCUGGGACUUAUUACUGUUCUUACCCACAUUGUGAUUCGCUCCCCAGUCACUGUAGCGGGUUAGUCAUGACUUUAGCGAUUUAGUCACUAAAGCUGGCAGUGACACCAAGCCCAGAACCAGAACCAGAACCCCACACUGCCGCCGGUCUCUUAUCAGGAACAGACCUGGUUUUUCUUCUUAAUUUGUCCCGUUUCCUUAAGCAUUUUGAAAAACGCCGUUAACCAUCAAAAUCUCGCGCAUGCGAGUCUGUCCCCCAUGGCUCCUCCCCCUUCAGAGAGGCCUGGUAGGGGGAGAGCUGGCUGUACUGUGAUACCCAAUGCCACUUUCAUGUCAGGUCCCAGCGUGCCAGUUACGCCAUCCUGAUUGACUGGGAGAUACCCUCCAGCGUGGACUGAGUGUGGGCGGGGCGUGGAUGUGGUGGGCGGAGCGUGGUUGGGGUGUGGGUGGGGCGUGGGUGGGCGGCGACACCUGCCGAUGUAACUGGAAGCAGUUUGUGCCGUCGGUCUGCAUCACACGCCUCUAUGUCCCACAGCUAUCUCCAUUCAGCCCUGACAUCUGAAGGUUUGCAGGGACUUUAUUAAAAUAAUCAUUUGACGCAAUCCUCACAGUGCCAGUGGAUUUUUACUCGUAAUUAUAUAAUAAAGUGUAAACGUAAUUUGGGGGAAAUGUUAACGGUUUCCAUGGAGUCCCAGCAGUAACUUAGAAACCCUCAUUUCCACAAGUUUGACACUUAAUUAAUGUGUAAUUAGCAGCUUAGGUGACCACCUAAAGCUUUACUUGAUUUUCUUUGUGCUUCUUUGUAUUAAAGCGCAAAUGCAGAUAUUUAAAUAUUCCACCGCUUGUACGAUUUGGUACUUUGCUUCUUAAUUAUAUAUUUUUUAGAAGCUACCACUUUGGUGAACCUUCUUGGGUUUUGCUCCUUUGGCCCAUUGGUGUAAGAACACUAAUUAGGAUCAUCACUUGUUAGUUUAAUGAGUUUCUGAUGAUGCUGUUCUAAAGAUGAUCUCAAAGGCGGAAGCAUCGCCAUAGACACACAUUCUGCAGGGGAAGCUGCUUCGAUUAGACUGAUGUGUCAUAAGGUGCUAUUUUUUACUGGAAGUCAGUCCAUCAUAAAAUCCCAAGUCGGGUUUCAUCGUGACUAUUCACUUCAACCGCUGCAUGGAAAGACGAGGGCAGCGUGAAUGAGGGCCUGCUGAGUGUGGUCCAAGCUGAAGGUCCAGCUGUAUGCUGCAACCUUGACAAUGGCUGCCUGUAGCGUAGAGAUCAAAGCUAAGAUUUGCUCUGAGUGCAUUACUGGUUCCAGUUGUGUUCAACAUCUUGUGCUGAGAGGAGGUCUCUACAUAACAAUCUGAAAUGGGACCAAGGAGCCGGUCCAGUGCAGGAAAUAAACAGGUGAAGCUGCUGAUUGGUUGAUUGUUAAGAGCUGGGUAAACGUGUUUGCUCCCUGUUUGUGUUCUAGACCCUUCCAUCCCUUUGUUUGGGCCCCUUUCCUAUUUUGAGUCCUUUAUGGCACUUUUAUGCUGUUUUGCUGUUUUUACGCAAAAUACACGCCUUACGAGAAUUAACCCCGUCUACUAGCGAGUGCCAAGGUGCCUGUUCUGCUGAAAGCCGACUGCAAGCUGAAUUGCAGGAAGGGACCUGAGAGAAGUUUAUCUGAAGUGUCGGAGUUCAAAACGGAUUUUCGUGUUGUUCUGCGGCCUACGUGCAAUCCCUCCCCUUGUUUUCAGGCCAUUUAUUUUCCUUCGCCUUUGUGAGCUGGAUUAACUGCUUGUUUUUUUUUAAUGAUCGGAAGAAGAACAUCAAUUGGAAAGCCCUGGCGUGAAAAUAAAUAGGACGGCCCCCAUUCACACCCCAAGGAAAAUAAGUUCCCCAUCUGGCUCAAGGUACAGCUCGCGACCCCUGCGUGUUGAGACAGCUGCCAAAAUGAUCUCUGCCCCCCUGUCUCGGCAGCAUGAUGAGUCCAUAGCGCUGGGUUUGGACCUCGGAUGUACCGGUUGGUCGAAUCGCACUCAGCUUGGCGUGUUAAGUUGGGCAGGAGCUGAAUGAACGGCAGCAUUCUCACCAUUAAAGCUCUGUGGUCAUGUCUCCGAA
Paramormyrops kingsleyae is the source of this 4351-nucleotide messenger RNA. It is a transcript of the gene cog6, whose product is annotated as component of oligomeric golgi complex 6. Gene Ontology annotation, cellular component: COG complex. NCBI's taxonomy places the organism in Eukaryota, Metazoa, Chordata, Actinopteri, Osteoglossiformes, Mormyridae. Gene Ontology annotation, biological process: intra-Golgi vesicle-mediated transport. The record is from RefSeq and is a predicted model, not a curated record.